This is a messenger RNA of Chiloscyllium plagiosum (whitespotted bambooshark), 864 nucleotides long. The record is from RefSeq and is a predicted model, not a curated record. Lineage: Eukaryota; Metazoa; Chordata; Chondrichthyes; Orectolobiformes; Hemiscylliidae.
AUGACGUACUACUUGAUGUCCAUGGCAGUGACUGACCUCCUGGUUAUGAUCACGGCCGUGAUUUUGAAUCGGAUUGCUGGUACUUACUUCCCGUUCAGUUUCCUGUCCAUCACUCCAAUCGUUACAAUUAAUCUGGUGUUACUGUAUGGCAUUAGAGACUCUGCUGUCUGGGUAACAGUUGCUUUCACCUUUGAUCGAUUUGUAGCGAUUUGUUGCCAAAAGCUGAAGGUGAAAUAUUGCACUGCGAAAAUGGCAUCUUUGAUUAUAGGAACUGUCUGCGCUGUGAAUUGUGUUAAAAAUGUCCCACUGUACUUUACUUGUGAACCUUACAUUACAAUUAACAACAUGCUAUAUUAUUGUAAGUCAAAGUCAACGUUUUAUUCAUCCCCUGAAUGGAUCGCAUUUAACUGUAUAAAUGUAAUCAUAACCCCUUGUCUACCAUUCAUCUUUAUUUUGUUGCCAAAUGUUCUGACGGUUCGACACAUUAUCGUAGAUGGUCGGGCCCGCAAGAGACUCCUGAGUCCGAGUGACGCAAAGAAUGAAAAGGACCCCGAGAUGGAGAAAAGAAGAAGGUCCAUCAUUUUACUUUUCUCCGUCUCAGGUAGCUUCAUCCUGCUUUAUUCGAUUGAGGUAAGAAAUUUCUUCUAUGUCCGAAUUACAGGCCUUAUUUAUUUAGACCGUUCUGGAUUCAUUCAAGCAAAUUUUAUACUUGAGGAAAGUGGGUUUAUGCUUCAGCUGUUGUGUUCUUGCAUCAAUCCGUUUAUUUAUGCAGGAACCCAGAGCAAAUUCAGAGAUGAGUUAAAGGACGUAGUGAAAUAUCCGGUGACUCUCAUUGAUAAGCUGUUCAAGGGGUUGAAAAUGUAA